UGGAGACGAGCUGCAGGAAGGUUUUUAAUCAGUGACACAACAUGGAUUGACCAAAAGGGGGGCUGAUACAGCAGCACCACCACUGACAGCAUGAAAUCUGUGCGGAUUAAUAUCAAGCAUAUGCAAAGAUUGAACCGAUUAUGAGCUGGAUUGCAUUUCCAUCCCAAAGUUUUAUCUUAUCACAGCUCGUACUGGAUGUAAAACCACUGCUGGAACGCGCAGACGUCCGUGUUUCUAUUGGCUGUCCGCAGCGCCGCUCAGAGGAAUGACGAUUUUUUUGCUGCUAUAACCAGCUGAUGCUGGAGCUAUGAACACGGAGCCUCUGAAGAACUGUUGACGGUACAUGGAUACCCCGUCAUCGGCGUUAUGCCUGCGGAUUCGGUCUCGUCUCCAUCCAGAGAUUGACAGGUACGACCGUGUGGAGGUUUGGAUAUAAGCACGAGACGCACAACCUCAAGACAUGGAAUAAAGGGAGAUCGGAGACGAGUGAAACAACCUGAGUCACAUCCAUAAAUAAGAGACAAUUAAAAAAAAACACACAAGGCUGGAAGAGAGCUGUGGAGUGAGGAAGAGAGAAGUAGAGGAGGUUGUGAAGAUGGUCUGUGGUCAGAUGACGUUUCUCCUGGACUCUACAGUUCACUCCGUCAGCCGCUGGUCAAAGCUGGAGUCUCCUUGCUAAAGCCCCGAGCGGCUCAUUUCACCUGCUGGAGGAGCCCCCACCCUCGGUGAUGUGAUGAAUAAGUUUGAAGUCCUUGGCAUUGUGGGAGAAGGAGCGUACGGAGUGGUGCUUAAGUGCAGGCAUAAGGAGACCAAUGAGCUGGUGGCCAUUAAGAAGUUCAAAGACAGUGAAGAAAAUGAGGAGGUCAAGGAGACGACUCUUCGGGAGCUGAAGAUGCUUCGGACACUGAAGCAAGACAACAUUGUCGAGCUGAAGGAGGCUUUUCGGAGGAGGGGGAAACUCUACCUUGUCUUUGAAUAUGUCGAGAGGAACAUGCUCGAGCUAUUAGAGGAACUGCCCAACGGUGCACCGCCUGAUAAAGUCCGCAGCUACAUCUACCAGCUCAUCAAAGCCAUCAACUGGUGUCACACGAAUGAGAUAGUACACAGAGAUAUCAAGCCGGAGAACCUCCUCAUCAGCUCAGAGGAUGUUCUCAAACUCUGUGACUUUGGUUUUGCUCGUAACCUGUCUGAAGGAACAGAUGCCAACUACACAGAGUAUGUGGCGACAAGGUGGUACCGCUCGCCUGAGCUGCUGCUGGGGGCUCCCUAUGGGAAGGCAGUGGACAUGUGGUCGGUGGGGUGUAUCCUCGGGGAGCUGAGUGACGGACAGCCCUUGUUUCCAGGGGAAAGUGAAAUAGAUCAGCUCUUCACCAUUCAGAAGGUGUUGGGGCCACUUCCUGCAGAGCAGAUGAAACUCUUCUACAACAACCCUCGCUUUCAUGGAAUCAGGUUUCCCUCAGUUACUCAUCCUCAGACUUUGGAGAGAAGGUACCAAGGCAUCUUGAGUGGUUUGAUGUUGGAUCUGAUGAAGAACCUGUUGCUGCUAAACCCAACUGAGCGCUACCUGACGGAGCAGAGUUUGAAUCAUCCGGCCUUCCAGCCUCUGAGGCAGGCAGAGAGAGAGCGGCCAUCUCCUGCGUCUCCCAACCCGCCGCGCUCCUCCAAGAGGAAAACACACCAUCAUGGAGAGAACACAGUUCCCACAAGGAGUCACACUAAGAGCACGAGCCGUCGCUCCAACAGUAAAGAAUGUUCCAGCCUCCCUCGCCAUGGUGACCUCCAUCACCUCAGCAACAAGAGUUUCCUCAAUGGUAACAAACCGGCCCCGUCCAGUUUAAGUCCAACGCUCCACCCCAAGGGUCAGUACAUGUCCCAGACCCUAAAUCGUUCUGCCUCGUCCAACAAAGACCUGGCUAACAACAACUUGCCACACCUCCUCAGUCCCAAAGAAGCCAAAGGCAAGACAGAGUUUGAUUUCAGCUUGGGACCUUCUCCAAAGCUGUCUGACCAAGGACACGGGGCAAAGUACGGCCACAGCAAACCCAGCUCCUCCCGCUCUCAGCAGCAGCAACAGCAGCAGCAGCAGCAGCAGCAGCAGCAGCAGCAACAGGCCGGCCGCCACACCUUCCUGGAAGGCAAGACCAACACACUGCAGUCUGGAGCAGAGAAACAACACAGCCGACACACCCACAGCAUGGCGGACUCUGCUCACGGAUCCAUGUCCUCCUCCUCUAAGAGUUCAGCCUCUUAUCUCAGCCUGUCCAAGAGCCACAGUGCGCUGAGUGAUGCCAAAUCUGUUGGGAACCUCAGCGAUGGUCGACUCCACCCAGAUGACCCGAAUGCAAACACGACAGCAGGGGUCGGACCUGGGGCCCGAUUCUUCCCUACCAGCUGUUUAGACCUCAACGCCCCUUCAGUUCCCCAGGGGCCCCCUGGCAGCCCCUCUACUCGACACAGCGAUCGAUCUGGACACAGCCCUGCUUCUCGUAGCAGCGGCAAUGUCCGCAUGGAGAGCAGCACCCUGGACUCCUCAUCCAGACACAAAUCCAGACAUAAAGCUCUGGCACCAGAGGAGGCCGGUGCUCCAGAGCUCUUAGACCCGGGAGGAGCAGGGAUGCCCUCCACUCACACUCUGCCUUCCCCUCAUGAGUCGUAUCAUUACGGCCUGGGCUACACCUCUCCCUUCUCCUCUCAACAACGGCCUCAACGCCACUCCAUGUAUGUGAGGAGGGAGCGCCACCGACCACAUGGGAUCGAGGGAGGGAUGGCGGGCUUGCCUCCUCCGGGGCAGGCGAUACCGACACGUGCCAGUAGCCUGCAGCUCCUCUCCCCCCAGCUGCAGCACCGGACCACCCUCACUGGACACUCAGUGAGCUCUUCGAGAGAGGACUGCACUGAUGACAUGACGAGGAGUGAGCAGUCCCCUAAAGACAUGAGCCACCCUUGUGCCCCCAUCAAAGACUCUACGAGGGACAACACUGCUGCUUUUCAUACACAGCGCUCUAAAAACGAGGUCGGCAUGUAUCACGACCCUCAUGCUGAGGAUGGAAGUUCCUCCAAGGAGAACCGGAUGAUCUUCACUGAGUCCAUGCCUCGGAGAGUCGGCAGCUUCUACCGAGUCCCCUCCCCCAGACCAGACAACUCCACCUCUUUCCAUGACGGUGUCGGCCAGGGUCGAGGGCCAGUCGGACCCGUUGUACCCGGAGACCCUGUUGCCAUGGUCAACCACUCCAAACGCCAGACGGCUUUUGACUGGACCGCCACAGAAGCGAUGGUCAUGAAUCCUCCGGAGCCCGCCAAAGAGAAGGAGAAACAGGGCUUCUUCAGAGCCAUUAAAAAGAAAAAGAAGAAGACACAAAUAACGGACAUGGAGGACGGGAGGAACCCCAGCAUCAAGAAAAGCCUUUUCCCCCUCUUUAGCUCUAAGAAUAGCUUAAAGCACAACUCAGCAGUCAAAGUCCUACCUGUAGUCGCCUCACCCAUGGUACAACACCAGCCUACCGCGCCCUACCCUGCCUCACCAGUUCCUGGUAACGGACAAGAGCACCUGUCCCUGCAGAGGAGCUCCAAGUCGUCCUCUCACCACGGCAGCAGACGGAAAAAUCGCGAGCGAUCCCGAGACCGGGACCGGGAGCAGAGCCGGGACCGAGACCGAGACAGGGAGAGAGAGAGGGAACGGGAGAGAGAAAGAGAGAGAGAAAGGGAGAGAGAGAGGGAAAGAGGGAGGGAGAGAGACAGAGUGAACGACUGGCCACCAGACAAACCAGUGGACUCACACUCACAGAGUCAGCCACUCAAGUCACUCCGCAGGCUCCUCCACCUCUCCCCUUCUUCCUCAAACCAAGGACAACCUCCUCCUCCUCCCCCAGACCUUCGCUUCCAAGCCCCCCUCCCCAACCCUCCUCAGCCCUCCUCCAAAGCGGGCUACCCCGAGGGUCGAGGGCACGCUGAGAGCAGGGGGCACUCCGGGGUGAGCAGUUCCGCCCAGGCUAAGAGCCGCAAGGCCAGCUACCCCCUCCCCGGACAGAUCGAGUCCAGCUGGCACGUCUCUGCUUUACAGCGGGCGGAGGGCGCUCAGUUCACCCCCGAACAACUGGGCAUCAAACCGGGGCAGAACGGACCCACCUUUACCCGAGCCUCCCGCACCAGAAUGCCAAACCUCAAUGACCUGAAGGAGACCGCGCUGUAACCCCUUACCCGAACCAAACCACCUCCAGUAUGUCUUCAUCCUGGAAGCAUCUGCCAGACGCAGACAUCAUGGUACUGUAGUAAAAGUUUACAUGAAAGCCUAUUUCACUGGAUCGAGUCCUCAUACAGAAGCGUAGUUAUUUGUUGAUGCUAAUGUCUCUGAAAUCUACAAAGACUAGACGUCGAAAGGCCACACACAAACACCAGUAACAGUGUUGUUUAGGGAAUCAAAGACAGGAAAGGGCCCACUCCCUCUCGGGAAGCCAGUACUGUAUCAGUUGUAUGUUAUUCUCUCUCUAUGUAACAAGGUUAGAACAUCAGAGUAAACCUGAUCCUUCCUGUCAAGGAGACACUGCCCACGUGGCCUCUUUGCUGCCAUCUUCUGCUCACAGGACACUACAGCAAAGCAACACAUCAGACAGCCGCCGUCACACCGGUGGCCAAUAAACUCAAAUGUUUUUCAAGCUCUGAUAUUUGAUAAGAACAUAAAAAAAAAAGAUUUAUAUCAACAUUAUUUAUUAAAUAUUUAUUUGUUUUAAAUUCAAGGAUAUAAGCUAUAAAUGACACAGUAUGUAGGUUAUAUGGGAAUAUUAUAAGGUAAUAUAGAAUUAAAUGUGUAAUUGCAAGAGCUUUAGUUUCGACACAAAGAAAUGCAUAGAUAUUUAUGUGUUGAUAAUACAAUAUGUCAAAAGGAAUAUUUAAUAAUGGUGAAUGUCCUUUUUUUGUUCAAUUUGAUAUGUUAUUAAUAGAUUUUCAUGUUAUAUCAUGUUAUUUUCACCUUUUUUUCUGUUGGUUUCAUCAAAAUGUAAAGAAAUAUUGAUGAAUACUUGUUGCCCAAAGUGGAAAAAAAAAAUCUCAGACAUUACAUCUAGUGCAAACCUGCCCGUCACCCUUAUGACAGUUCUGAAGUUUUGGGCUAUUUGUCAACAGGCUUUGGUAGCAGAACAGCCAGAGUGAGACUGUUAGGCUCCGUGCUUUACGUACAGCUACUGUCAGUUCACUCUCGGUGUCACCAUUUUCAAAUAAGCCCCAUUUUCAGUCUCUCAGUUCAUCAGCGACAACAGCUUUCCAGCUCUGUGCUGCCAUGUUGGUUUUGUCUACAGCCUUAACAGCAAGUAAAGGACAUCAAGACUUUGGUGGCCAUUGGUGGUGAAAAGCUCUUGAAAUGAGGUCUUACUGACUCAAAUACAACAUCUAAGUGUGCAAGAUAGUAGAGAGCACUCUGCAAAAAGGCAUACCUCACCUACAACCUUUAAGAUCUGAAAGGUUAAGUCUGGUGUAUUUUAUAUUUAUUUAACAACAAAUCUCAUGAAAAGACCAACAGUGAAUUGAACCUACUAACAAGUGCUUUCUCCAUAUCCAAAACCUGAUAUAGCUUAUUCCUCUGUGCCAUUAGUUUAGUAAAAACAUUAGUGAGACACAGUGUUGCACUGGGUGACAUGUUCCCUCAUUAACAUGAACAUGGGCACUGUGAUCCCUCAUACACCGCCCUGCUGCUGUACACUCUCCUAACAAGAAAACAGGUCGAUUUCCACAGACUUCUAAAACAAGAUAUAUGACCACAUCCAUAACGAUAUAUAUUAUCUUUCUAACACCGCCGUUACGCUAUCAAACUUGGUUAGGAUUAGGCGACAAAAUUAGGUGGUUAGGGGAAAAAAAUUGUUUAGCUUUAAAAAAGGUAAUUUUGUCACUAAGGCAAUGUCACGUGUCACAUCUGAUACAUCUAUAGCUUAGGAUGCUACACAUACUAGCUAGUUGUUAAUAAAGUAAGGCAAAGUUGACUUCAGGGCACAAACACUGGUCUCCUGGGUGAAAGUCCUGUGCUUGUUUGACCAUCCCAUCCCAUAGGGACAUCUUCCAUCAUUAUACAACAUUGCUGCCUACAUAUGUAACUCAAGAGCUCAUGGUUACGACAUGGAAAGUUUUGUGCAAGAUAUGCUUCGUGUUCAAGCGAUUAAGUUUUGAGAAUGCCAUUGCUAGGCAACGACAACAUGGAUGCUACUGUCUGUAUCUAGAAGCCACCCAAAGUAACACUAACACUAAUCUAAUGUAGGGAAUGCAGAAACAUAAUGACAGAGGGGAAAAAUAAGACUGCAAGGAACAUCAACAUUUCCUUCAGAUAUAUUAUGAAAUCAUUUUUUUUAAAAACUAUAUACAACUAAAAUAAUAUACCAACCACCUAAAAACUUUUCUCACCUCCACCAUUUCUCAAAAACAUCAGCAAACACAUCACAACUCGUGACCUCAAGGAAGUGAAUACCAAACAAGAGGUAGCGUUCAUAUAGACUCUUCUCAUAACAUGCUAAACACAACCCCAUUUGAAAGCAGAGACUUCUGCCAACUGAACCGGCUACUUGAGGUUUAGUGCUCCAUGAACUUGAAUGGGGAUGAAAUGUUUUAAUCAUGUGGCUCCUCCAAUUUCCAAAUGUUUUCGGACCGAAUGGAUUAAAUCCUGAUAGUGAAACACGUCAUUUUGUGGCGAGUUGUGAUGCUCAAAAAUGUAUCUACUGAUUUACAGACGUCUCCUUCUCCAUAAACACGUUAAUCUUUUACUCCAGUGGAAUUCCUGCAUUGUGUUCCAGUUACCAAACACAGCACACCUCUACCAAUGCAGCCCUUUUCGCUUCUUUGGGCCCGCUAAAAGUUAUCUUCUUCAUGGGAUUUGCUGAUGAUAAGAAAAAUAUAAAAUAACACCAGACCUUUCCUUUCAUGUGUGUUUACAUUUUUCUGUGUGCAUUUUAAAAGCUUGCGUUAUCAAAGUUUUUGUAAAUGCCUUUUGUAAAUCUGAAUUUGGUUUUCCUACUGUAUUCGCAUUACAGCUUUUAAUUUUGAUAUUGAUACUCAUGAUCAGGGAUGAUUUUACUGAACUGGGUUAUUCAUAAAGCAUUUACUUGUUGUCUACUGACCUGUGGAUGAUAAAAACAUAUAUAUAUAUAUACAUAUAUAUAUAGAACAAAACACUAUUAGUGGCCUAGGCAAAAUAUACAGCGUAGUUUUCCUCCCAGUCUUCCCUUUAUCCUUCGUUCCUUCCUCUUUCUCCAUGGUUUUAAAUGGAUAGUUCAGAUCUUUUGGAAUGCGGUUGUGUGAGGUACUUAUCCAUAGUCAGUGUAUUACCUUUAGUAGAUAUCAGCUUGCAUGCUACCAGUUUGGAGAAGCAGGCUGUAGUCUGACAUGGAAGCUAAGCUAUGUACUGCUGUAUUUUAACCACCUUAAAAAAAUCAGUAUCAGUUUAAGUGUAUGCUAUAUUUAGAGUGCUUUCACUGCUUAACCUUGCAUUGGACAGCGAUUUCUUAUGGAGAACUGAAGCCGUUAUUUCACUUUCUUUAACGCCAGACUUCAGUGAGAAAAUAGGGUGAUUUAACAUAGUUGAAAACAGGAGCUGCUGGUCUACCGCUGCCUCAAUCAGUUAGUUUGUUUGUGUUAUUGUGUGACUUUGGUGUUUGAAAGGGUUAGUUGGGAUUCACCAAAGUUACACAUAAACACAAAUUUACUAAAUAAUCAAGGCAGAGGUAGACUAGCAGCUCCUGUGUUCAGCAAGCUAAAAUUACUGUUUUUGUCAGUGCAGUCUGGUAGCUUUGAUGAGAGCAUAGAUGGGAACUUAAACUGUUUAAAAUAGGGUUUAUUAUCAUUUUCAAGGGGGUCCAGCACAAAACAACUUCAUUAUAUUGGACACAAUCACAACAUAUAACAUACAUACAUGACUCUAACUUACCGACCCAUAAGCCCACAUUAUCCGCACAUAACAAAAGGGAUAGAUUGCAGUUUAAUUUGUUGAUUACUGACUCCAUCUGUUGUUUAAAAGAGUGCGCUGGAUCAAUUCAGAGGCCAAGGUAUUUGAAAGAGGUCACCUGUUCAAGGGAUGAUCCAUCAUUAAAAGAGAUAGUCAAUUCUGAGAAGCCACCAAGCUGUUAAGGAACAGGCUGUCUGAUGGAAAGGUACAGUGGUGAAAACACUCUUAAUAUAGCAUACAAUGAAACUGUUACAGAUGUUUCUUGAGGGGACGUUUUUAGGUGGAUAAAAUACGUUUUGCAGUUGCCCCUGUCCACAGCACUACAUUGCUUAGUUUACGCAUCAUUACUCCUGCCUGCUUCUCUAAACUGAGGGCGUGUUGACUGCCAUCUACUGUAGGUAAUACACUGACUCUAGAUAAGUACCUCAUACAACCCCACUUCAAACACUCUGAACUAUCCCUUUAACGCUGAAAGUGAAGAUGAAAAGCUUUUAUAUCACAGGAGGAGGGAACCAAGGAAAUAAGGACGGAUGCAUUUGUGCAAAAUUCAAGACAUCUGUGGACUAAAGAGAGAAUUUUGGAGGAUUCAUGUUUUGUUUCUCGUCUGUCAAAGAGAUUAAAAUACACAUGCAAAAAAAGAAAAAAAAGCGAACGAUCCAAUUGACUACACGGCUGAUUGAAAGCAAUAACAUUCAGAGGGAGACUGAUGCUGACUGUACUAGCCAAAUCAGUGGCUAGUUGAAUUGGAGCCAAAUAUAGCACAGAGAAGGAUUUCCAUUAGGAGACUGUGAUUAAAGCAAGAGAAGUGUCCACAUAUAAUAUCAAGACAUCGCUCUGCAAUACAUUUUUUAUUUCCAAUUUGUCCUUGAACAUGACCCAGGGCGGGUAAAACUGCCUCAUGUUGUGUACUACUGAAUAAUUCUGAUUGCUAAUGAUUGUAAAUGACUGCUGAUGUGGGUUUGUCUAUAUCGUUAAUGGGACAGAGUGAUGACAAAGCUUGCCUUGCCAGUGACCCGAAGCCUUAUAUUAGCUUACUGACUCAACACUUCAGAUGGAAAUGGAGGCUUCAACCCCCAGCAAGUCACAUAACAACUGAGAUGAGACGAAGAAUUUUUGUUCACAAAUAUGAAUGUGUUUACUAAAACAUCUUUUUUUUUUUUCAUUAAGCUGUUUCCCACUUCUUACAGGGUGUAAAUAGAAAUAAUAGAGUGUAUCUAUACUGACCAUUCUACUUUAAAAAUGAUAGGGUCUCAUAAUAAAAACCAACUGUACAUUUUUGAACGGCUCACAUGUUUGUUUUUGUAACAAUGACGGACAUAGCAUGAGGACAGACGUGAUACAAGUGUCAGUUUAAUCAAGGAAAUAGUUUAAAGAUACAAUAAGGAACACGUCUUCAGAGUAACUCUGAAACGUGUCCCCAAAGCACCAUGGGAAAUUGAAA
Epinephelus fuscoguttatus (brown-marbled grouper) is the source of this 9359-nucleotide messenger RNA. RefSeq names its product cyclin-dependent kinase-like 5 (gene cdkl5). Gene Ontology annotation, biological process: regulation of dendrite development; positive regulation of axon extension; protein phosphorylation. The record is from RefSeq and is a predicted model, not a curated record. The transcript is spliced from 21 exons. Gene Ontology annotation, molecular function: protein kinase activity; ATP binding. NCBI's taxonomy places the organism in Eukaryota, Metazoa, Chordata, Actinopteri, Perciformes, Serranidae. Bases 734 to 4189 code for a protein of 1151 amino acids. Gene Ontology annotation, cellular component: dendrite cytoplasm; nucleus.